Schizosaccharomyces japonicus yFS275 is the source of this 2375-nucleotide messenger RNA. RefSeq names its product succinate dehydrogenase Sdh1. Gene Ontology annotation, cellular component: respiratory chain complex II (succinate dehydrogenase); mitochondrion; mitochondrial membrane. The transcript is spliced from 3 exons. Gene Ontology annotation, molecular function: oxidoreductase activity, acting on the CH-CH group of donors; flavin adenine dinucleotide binding; succinate dehydrogenase (quinone) activity. Bases 148 to 2073 code for a protein of 641 amino acids. Gene Ontology annotation, biological process: mitochondrial electron transport, succinate to ubiquinone; electron transport chain; tricarboxylic acid cycle. The record is from RefSeq and is a predicted model, not a curated record. Lineage: Eukaryota; Fungi; Ascomycota; Schizosaccharomycetes; Schizosaccharomycetales; Schizosaccharomycetaceae.
AUAAGCUUUUUCAUUUAACGCGUUUCGGCUUCAGGCGUUACCGAAUCGCAAAUUUCGUUUAAUUCGCUUAAAUCACGCUUAUCCUCGCAUAACCUAGCCAGAAAGGACCAUGCGACCAAGAAGCCGCACUCCCCCAAGACCCAUACAAUGCUUCGUUUAUGUGAAUUCGGGUCAAAAAACGGUUCUCAUUGUUGCUUACGGUCAUUUUCAAGCAGCACUAUAUUGAAUAGAAUUGUUCACACACAGCCGUUACGAGCCCAACAAGCAAAUACACCAUCCUCAGUUAAAUACCCACUGAUUGAUCAUACAUACGAUGCUAUUGUAGUUGGUGCCGGAGGUGCUGGUCUUCGUGCUGCCUUUGGUCUUGCAGAGGCAGGUUUCAAUACUGCCUGUAUCACAAAGUUAUUCCCGACACGCUCACAUACUGUCGCUGCCCAAGGUGGUAUAAACGCAGCAUUAGGGAACAUGGGAAAGGACGACUGGCGCUGGCACUUUUACGACACCGUGAAAGGUUCCGACUGGCUUGGCGAUCAGGAUGCAAUUCAUUACAUGACUAAAGAAGCGCCCAAAACUGUUUUGGAAUUAGAACAUUUUGGCGUGCCAUUCUCUCGUACCAAAGAUGGCAAAAUAUACCAAAGAGCAUUUGGUGGACAGUCUCUUGAAUAUGGAAAGGGUGGACAAGCUUACCGUUGUGCAGCUGUCGCCGAUCGUACUGGCCAUUCCAUCCUUCAUACAUUGUAUGGACAGUCUUUGCGUCACAACACGAAUUUUUUCAUUGAAUAUUUUGCUAUGGAUCUUCUAAUGGAGAAUGGCACUUGUAGAGGUGUAAUUGCUAUGAAUCUAGAAGACGGUACUAUUCAUCGCUUUCGUGCACAUAAAACUGUUUUAGCUACUGGCGGCUAUGGGCGUGCUUAUUUCUCAUGUACUUCAGCACAUACUUGUACCGGCGACGGCAAUGCCAUGGUUUCUCGAGCAGGUUUGCCGCUACAAGAUCUGGAAUUUGUGCAGUUUCAUCCUACAGGUAUCUAUGGUGCCGGGUGUUUGAUUACUGAGGGAUGUCGAGGUGAGGGCGGUUAUUUGUUGAACUCAAAUGGCGAACGUUUCAUGGAGCGUUAUGCACCGACUGCCAAAGAUCUUGCUUCCAGAGAUGUCGUUUCACGUUCUAUGACGAUUGAGAUCCGCGAGGGUAGAGGGGUUGGUCCUGAGAAGGAUCAUUUAUAUCUUCAACUUUCUCAUUUGCCUCAUGAAGUUAUCCGAGAACGGCUUCCCGGUAUAGUCGAGACAGCCGCUAUAUUUGCCGGAGUUGAUGUUACCAAGGAACCGAUUCCUGUUCUUCCAACUGUUCACUAUAAUAUGGGAGGCAUUCCUACUCGUUUCACUGGUGAAGUGCUCACUGUAGAUGAUAAUGGACAUGACAAAGUUGUUCCGGGACUGUACGCUGCUGGUGAAGCUGCCUGUGUUUCAGUGCAUGGUGGUAAUCGUCUGGGUGCAAACUCGCUGUUGGACAUUGUCGUCUUUGGUCGGGCUUGUGCAUUACAUAUAAAAGAAACACUGGAGCCUAAUACUCCGCACAAACCGCUGCAACCGGAUGCUGGUCUUAAAUCUUUGGAAAUUCUUGAUAAAAUACGUACUUCGACAGGACCGAAACACACAAGUGUCAUUCGCCUGGACAUGCAAAAGAGUAUGCAAAGAGAUGUUUCUGUCUUUCGCACGGAAGACACGUUACAAGCGGGUGUCAAAAAUAUCCAGAACGUGGAUAAUUCUUUAAACGAUCUUGGUAUUCGCGAUCGUAGCUUAAUAUGGAACACCGACUUGAUCGAAACACUUGAGCUUCGAAACUUACUGACCUGUGCUGUUCAAACCGCCACUGCAGCUUUGAACAGAAGGGAAUCUCGUGGUGCUCAUGCUCGUGAGGAUUAUCCUGAGCGUGAUGAUGAGCAUUGGAUGAAACAUACUCUAACUUGGCAAAAGGAGUCUGGUGCUCCAGUAACUAUAAAGUAUCGUAAUGUUACGAGUAAAACACUCGAUGAAAAUGAGGUAAAGCCCGUGCCUCCUGGAAAGCGCGUGUAUUGAGAAUUGAUGAUGAUCCUGCCAUUUUCAAUGCGUUUAAUAUCCAACUCUAAAGAGUUUUUCUUCUGCCAAAUUUCAUUCUUGUCAUCAACCAUUUUUAACUUGAUGGGAAAGUUUAAGGAUCAAUUAUUGACCAGUUAAUUUGUCAUUAAUUACAUUGGUACAAGUCUUCUUUGCUUAUUGUCUCAUUGAUACGCAACGGUACUACUUAAUCUCUCCUUUCAUGAUGGUGUUAAUUUUACGUCCCUUGUUAUGAUCUGUAUUACUAUGUUAUAAUGAUAAUCUAUUAAUGAAUCAUGUGCUCA